Anneissia japonica is the source of this 1809-nucleotide messenger RNA. RefSeq lists its product as uncharacterized. Lineage: Eukaryota; Metazoa; Echinodermata; Crinoidea; Comatulida; Comatulidae. The record is from RefSeq and is a predicted model, not a curated record.
GGCAAGUUGAAUGUUGAUAUCUUAGUGGAGCUGUGUCAAUUACACCAAAGUACUUCGGCUCAACUUCUCACUUGCAUUCAAUACAAUGAUACCAUCCAAGAUAUAAUCAACUCAGCGUCUGGACUAAGCAACUUUUGCAAGAUCAUCUGAUGUGCAGACAAGUCACAAGAUCAUUUCCAUGGCAACAAAUAAAUGCAAUCAGUUACUUGGUGAAGAGAAAUUCCUGCCUAAACCAUUUUUAGAAUUGUUAGUACAGAUGAAUUCUCAUUGUACUGUUCUCCUAUAUCAACUUACUGAAGAUGCUUUGGCCCUCUGUCCAAAGUUAAAGGAAGCAUUUGAUCAUUGUAGAGAAAUAUUCCCUGAUGAUGUACCUAGACCUGAAACUAGAGCUGCACAAAACAAAGAGGAAUUAACAAAGAAAAAGUCAAAGAAACUUCUUGUAGCAACAGAGGAAAUAUUUAGCCAUGGGACUCAAGUCAAAGACAUUAAUCGUCAAGAAAACAUGGUCAUCAACGUUGAAGAAGUAAUUGAAUCCAGUAACAGGCCAAAGGUCAUGGCAAUAGAGGGUACUCUUAUGCAGUACUUAAUUGAUACCAAAUUGGAUGAGGUGUGGAAUUUGUUUUUGAAUGGUCUUCUGUUUAGCGAUCAUCUACCCCCAAAUCCUUACCCGAAGCUGGUCACACUAUUCAGACAGGCUGCAUUAAGAAUGAGGUUCAAUGUAGAAAGUGAUGAGAAAGUGAUAAAACGUUUCCUAAACCAGAAUGCCAAAGUUCACAAUCAGAAAAACUUCAUAUACACAGUUGCAGGUAGCAAUAUGUUUGGCCAUGUUAGCGCCUUCAGUGUACUGGAUACAACAACGUUGAACAAAGCUCGGCUUGUUGCUCAAAUGUUUGCACGGCAGGAAUAUAUACAACGCAGGGGACAGCUUCAGAUUUCCUUGAGUCUGGCUAUGACUAAGACGAGUUCUUUCUAUGGAUUGAUGAUGCCGUAUUUGAACAUCCUGUACUUGAGUGAGUUCUGUUACAUUCGAGGCCCGAUGGGCAGUAAUCGUGAAAGCAUUCUGUUGUACACCAAGAUGAUUCUAGACGAUGUACAACAUAUUAGUGGUAAGCAGAACGUUAUAGUGACCGGAUUACAUGUGAAUCAGUCAGAGUUCACAUUGGAAGACAUUGUAAAGAAUCCUGACUUCUUUCAUACAAAGUUAUCAAGUGCCAUUGAGAACAAAGAAGUUAUCUUUUUACAGAUUUACAAGGCUUUGGGUUGGAGGAUCAUGUCAAUCCAAAAACAAUAUUGCUUAUUUUACAUCUACGUUGAGGGUACCAUUGACAGGCAGGAGGUAUAUUUCCCUCAGAUGCCACACUCCUUGUAUUGCAAUAUAUUUCUCAGUCCAAGUGAGGCAUGCAACCAUUAUGCACAACUUUCAUCUGGAUCAAAUCCUUUUAAACCAUCUAAAAUUCAAGCAGUUAGCACCUCACUGAAGCAGCAGAUUCUCCAAAGCUUGACAGGCAACAACUUAUUGGAAGCUUAUCAAUUGAUGUUAAUCAAAUCUGUAAUAGAGAAGAAAACUGACUGCCUAGCAGAUAUCUGGCACAUGUUCCAUUGCCAAGGUCCAGCUUUGGAGUACCUCAGACACUUGAAUAUUGCCAUGCAAGAGCUAGUGAAACACGCCCUCAAAGUGAUACAGGCUAGGGGUGCCAGAACUGCAGACGUCAUCAACAAAGAUGAGCAUGGGUUUGAUGGCAAGUCUUUGGGGAAGAUGAUGAAAGCUUACCAGCAGAAACUAGAGAGUGUUCUGGACAACAGCUGCAC